Malassezia pachydermatis is the source of this 573-nucleotide messenger RNA. RefSeq names its product magnesium-dependent phosphatase-1. Bases 1 to 573 code for a protein of 190 amino acids. Lineage: Eukaryota; Fungi; Basidiomycota; Malasseziomycetes; Malasseziales; Malasseziaceae. Gene Ontology annotation, molecular function: acid phosphatase activity. The record is from RefSeq and is a predicted model, not a curated record. The transcript is spliced from 7 exons.
AUGAUGACCACCUUGGCAGGCCCUCUGCCGAAGUUGGUCGUCUUUGAUUUGGAUUAUACACUAUGGCCGCUCUGGGUCGAUACGCACAUUGAUCCGCCGCUCAAGCGACGUGGCACGACGCUGAAUGAAAUGGUCGAUCGCUCUGGGCAGCGCCUCUCGUUCUACGCCGACGUGCCAUCCAUUCUGUUUGAUUUGCGACGUGCUGGCGUGCCGAUCGCCGCGGCAUCGCGGACGAGCGCGCCGCGCAUUGCUCGACAGGCAUUGCAAGGACUCUGGAUUGUCGAUAGCGCCGUGGGCGAGGCCGCCCAGCCGGUACCGGCUCAUGAUCUCUUUGUCCACCAGGAGAUCUACCCAGGCUCCAAAGUCUCGCACUUCCGCCGCAUUGCCGACGCCACCGGCGUCGAGUUUGCGGAUAUGCUCUUCUUCGAUGAUGAGCACAGAAAUGCGGAAGUACAGUCCAAAUUGGGCGUCCACUUUGUCGAGGUGGGCACGCAAGGCUUGGAUCGCGCGACCUUCCAACGUGGCCUCGAAGCCUGGCAAAAAAAGCGAAGGACCAACGCAAAAAGUACGUAG